AUGCCGGAAAAACAAAGCUUCAACUUCACCUCCAUGGACUGGGAAGCCUACACAAAAUUCCGCCCCAUCUAUCCCCAAGAACUCUACUCCAAAAUCUACGCUCACCAUGACUCUCACCUUGGUGCAUAUUCCUCAGCAAUUGACAUCGGAGCAGGAGUCGGGAUCGUAAGCAUUGAAUUAAUCAAAAAGUUCUCCCACGUCACAGUCACCGAUCCCUCAGAAGCAUACGUCUCCUCGGCCAAAUCGCUCUUUGCAAAAUAUCCCCAGGACAAGAUCGAUUUCCUCACCACAAAAGCAGAGGAAAUAAGUCUCGAGAAUUUACCCAAGAAGGGGGAGAAAGUCGAUUUGGUCACAGCGGCGGAAUGUCUUCAUUGGGCAGAUGUCGAGACCGCUAUGCCACGGAUUGCAGAAGUGUUGAAGCCUCAUGGAACUUUUGCUACUUGGAUGUAUGGUGUCAAGCCCAUUUUCUCCGAACAUCAAACUGGGAAGAAUUCAGCAGAGGUGAUUAAAAUCUUCUUUGACAUCUAUGACAAAAUGUUUCAUCGAUACAAUACCACGCUGGAGCCGCCGACUGAGAGUUCUGGUGGGGCGGCUAUGACUGCUAGACUCGAUCAUAUGCCUUUUGAUCCCGAAUUGUGGAAGGAUGUGCGGAGGAUCUAUAAUAAUGUGGAUGCGCCGAUGGUUCAGGAGGGUAUGCCUACUCGGGCGUCCAAGGUCUCUGAGGGAGAGAAGUGUGAAAAGUUUGAGAAUGAGAAGUUGCUGGUUCAGGAUGCUGAUUAUGAGUAUCUGGAGGGAUAUCUUGUGAAUUGGAUUCCGCCGAUCAAGGUCAAGGAAUGGGGUCAAGAGGAACUUGCGAGCUUGAAGAAGGCCAUGGAUGGACAGAAGAUUGAGAUUACUUGGCCUCUUGUGUUGAUUCUUGCUACCAAGAAGUAG
Ramularia collo-cygni is the source of this 933-nucleotide messenger RNA. RefSeq lists its product as uncharacterized. The record is from RefSeq and is a predicted model, not a curated record. Lineage: Eukaryota; Fungi; Ascomycota; Dothideomycetes; Mycosphaerellales; Mycosphaerellaceae. The transcript has a single exon. The coding region runs from base 1 to 933 and encodes 310 amino acids.